Messenger RNA from Nematostella vectensis (starlet sea anemone), 1081 nucleotides. Its product is annotated as transmembrane protein 198-B. Bases 136 to 978 code for a protein of 280 amino acids. The record is from RefSeq and is a predicted model, not a curated record. Lineage: Eukaryota; Metazoa; Cnidaria; Anthozoa; Actiniaria; Edwardsiidae. Gene Ontology annotation, cellular component: plasma membrane. The transcript is spliced from 9 exons.
UGUUGUUAGGUAACCGAGCCUUUUAUUGACAGCCAUGUUUGUGUAUCAAAGGGCCAGCGAAAUAUCCGGUUUGCUGGCGGUCACAAAGAUAAGAUUUCUCUAAAGCUACAUUAAAUUCCUUAAGAUAAUUUCAAGAUGGUUUUCAAUCUCCAUGGUGAUACGUCUGACUGCAAGCUGCACAACAGUUAUACGCUACAACUCGGCAUCUUGGCCGGUGUCAGCUUAGUCAUAGGAACAUUCAUGUGCUUUUGGGGGUACAAGUUCUUCAAGACCAUUCUAUUCCUAACUGGUCUGCUUGUUGGUUUUGUUGCAACCUACAUGUUAUGUGACUUGUAUCUUAGCAACCAUUUGAAAGGCAAAUCCUACGAAAACAGACAACAAAUCUACCUGGGAGUUGGUGCGGCUGUAGGCUUGAUCACUGGACUUCUAACUCUAUGUCUCUUUUAUCUUGGUCUGUUUGUUUUGGGAGCAACAAUGGGCUGGUUUGUUGGGCUGGCCUUUCUUCCUCUCAUUACCCACCACUCUGCCUAUGUUGCUCAACAUGUUUGGGUCUCAUACAUGAUAUUGGUUGCUUUUGCAAUUUUUGGGGGCGUCGUGAUUUUCUGCUUACAAAAGGUUUGGAUAAUCAUAUCCACCUCCUUCACUGGUGCUUUCCUGUUAGUGAAUGGCCUCGCCUAUUAUAUCGAAAACAGCACGACGCUCUACUAUUCAAUUGAUGUGCUCUCAGGUAAAGUCGAGAGUGCUCAGCUCCCCAGGUGCUGGUACACAUGGGUCCUAUUCACCUUCAUACCAGUUCUGUUUAUUGUGGGAAUGGGUGUACAAUUCGGCAAGACAUCUAGAGGGGAAGACCACAGAGCAGGUUAUCCGGGAUAUCCAAGGGGGCGCAAUGUUCUGCUUGUCGCCUACGACCCCGGUGAUACCCCAAUGGAAGACUUCGCCGGUGACCAGGUACCCAUCCUGCCGUCUUCAAACGCUUGAAGUUCAUCAAACCCAUGGAUGCUGGAACUCGGGGGGGAGGGGGGGUAAAUCAAACCCAUGGAUGCUGGAACUCGGAGGGGGUGGGGGUAAAUCAAACCCAUGG